AUGACCAGCUAUUUCCCUCGCUCACUCUCCAGUGUAGCCAACACUGCUCUUCACCACACCAGAUCCGAGAAACUGACUCAUUUAGUUUCCAACUCAGUGACACGGCUCCUCUGCACAUCUUCACCUCAGUCACAAGAGGAAAACCCCGUCAAGAAACAAGCACAAUCACGUCAAGAAUCUCUCCAUGAUGAGAGCAAACAAAGCCAUGACCCAAACGAAGAUGAUGAAGAUGGUGACAGUAUUAACGAAGAAACAGGUGAGAUAGGUGGCCCCAAAGGGCCUGAGCCCACUAGGUAUGGUGAUUGGGAACGCAAGGGGCGCUGCUCUGACUUUUAA
Messenger RNA from Sphenostylis stenocarpa, 336 nucleotides. Lineage: Eukaryota; Viridiplantae; Streptophyta; Magnoliopsida; Fabales; Fabaceae. The record is from the annotation of a GenBank genome assembly.